GUCUGACGUCACGCUACUAUUCUUACCAUUCCACGACGCCACGACAAGCAGCCGACGGAAUCCCACCCACCACCCAGCUCCUCUUCCUCCGCCUCUCUCGUCCGCUCUCCUCCCCAUGGCGGCGUGGGCCGACGCCGCGCGGCUCCUCGCCUCCCCCUCCUCCCCCGCCGCUUCCUCCUCCUCAUCCUGCUGCGUCGCCAGGCCGCGCGCCUCCCUGGUGUCGAGGCUCCACUGCAAGAGCUUUCGUUAUACCAGUCGUUCCAAAUCUGGAUUCCAUAUUAACAGUUGUCGAGCAAGGAACUUGAAGGUUAAAGCAAAAAUGGAUUCUGGUGAUGGGCGGACACGACUUGCUCCACUUAUAUUUGAAUCUCCAAGUGGUCAACUUCUGGUCCAGAUACUCCAAUCGCACCCUCACCUACUUCCUGCAACAGUUGAUCAUCAACUUGAAAAUCUUCAAUCAGAGAAAGAUGCCCAAGAGAAAGAAGCCUUGAAAGUUCCCCAGGACCUCCUUUACAAGAGAAUAGCGGAAGUCAAAGAGAAGGAAAGGCAGAACACCUUGGAAGAGAUCAUCUACUGUUGGAUUAUAUAUAAGUUCAUGGAUAAUGACAUAGCAAUGACACCCGCAUUAUCACCAUUAGGUGGCCCUGUACGUGACAUCUCCUCAUUGCCUAACCAAGAGGAUAAGCUACAAAGCAUACACUCACCGGAUGCGCUUGAGAUGAUACAAAACCACCUCAAUCUUAUAAUGGGUGAAAAGGUAGCAGCACCAUUAGAUACUGUUGUUGAAAUCAGCAACUUAAAUCUUGGAAAGCUUUAUGCAGCAUCCAUCAUGUAUGGCUACUUCCUAAAGAGGGUAGAUGAGCGAUUCCAGCUCGAGAAAAACAUGAAGACUCUCCCACCAAAUCCCAAGCAACAGAUAGUAUUUGAAAACCUAAAGCCGAAUCCAUUCUGGGAUAUGGAAUCAUUGGUCCAAAUUACACCUGAUGGAGAGGAGAUCGAUUUGGAUGAUGAAGAAUCAAAUCCAAACAAGUUAAGGUCAUAUGUUUCACGCUUGGAUGCUGAUACAUUGCAAAGGUAUGCUACUAUCAGAUCAAAAGAGUCUGUCUCACUGAUAGAGAAGCAAACACAAGCGUUGUUUGGACGGCCAGAUAUUAAAGUUUUAGAUGAUGGAUCUGUUAAUGCAAAGGAUGGUCAAAUGAUAACAAUUACAUUUAUAGAGCUCACACAUCUUGUCUUGGAGGCAGCUGCAUUUGGAUCCUUUUUGUGGGAAGCUGAGAGUCAUAUAGAAUCCAAAUACCAUUUUGUUAACAGUUAAUUGUGUAUUUGUUAAUCUGGAAAUGGUUUAUGU
This is a messenger RNA of Oryza brachyantha (malo sina), 1348 nucleotides long. RefSeq names its product UV-B-induced protein At3g17800, chloroplastic-like. Lineage: Eukaryota; Viridiplantae; Streptophyta; Magnoliopsida; Poales; Poaceae. Bases 116 to 1315 code for a protein of 399 amino acids. The record is from RefSeq and is a predicted model, not a curated record. The transcript is spliced from 3 exons.